Molecule: messenger RNA, 3780 nt
Organism: Macrosteles quadrilineatus (aster leafhopper)
Lineage: Eukaryota; Metazoa; Arthropoda; Insecta; Hemiptera; Cicadellidae
Exons: 1
Coding region: 1-3780 (1259 amino acids)
Biological process (GO): DNA integration
Molecular function (GO): nucleic acid binding
Source: RefSeq, a predicted model, not a curated record
AUGUCCGACUUUAUUUCUGAGAGAGCUGCUCAACUCUUGGGUACUCGACGCCACCCUUCUAAUCUCUCUGUCACGGGGCUAGCUCAGUCUCUCACUCAAACCAAAGGCUCACUUAGUGUUAAUGUUGAGUCACUUUCAGGUCACUUAGUUGUCCAAAAACACUGUUUUCAUAUUUUAGAAAAAAUCUCUAUCGAUUUACCGAGUGUGGAACUCACGCCGGAAGUACUACAGAAGGUGAAACCUUUCGUUCUCGCAGACCCAACAUUCCAUAAGCCGGGCCCCAUUGACGUCCUUAUAGGAUGUGCAUUAUUUCCUCAAGUGCUAACAACUAAAUGUCACUCGUUAGGCGAUCACAUGCCUUAUGCUCUUGGUACCAUUUUUGGUUACGUCAUUGCUGGAACAGCUCCGUGUUCUUCUCCUUCUCCGAGAGCCUCUCAUCUCUCUAUCUCUCUCCUCUCCACUAGCGAUCAUGAUCUCCACUCAUCCCUGCAGCGCUUCUGGACCUUGGAAGAACCCCCAAUUUGUACAAAGAAGACUCAGGAAGAAGAACUUUGCGAUCUCCACUUUAGGUCGACCCAUUCGAGGGAUUCGACAGGACGCUAUAUCGUCCGCCUUCCUUUUAAAGAAAAUCAUACUCCCCUCGGGACAUCCAGACCUCAGGCUGAACGCCGUCUCUAUUCUCUUGAGCGGAAGUUCAAUAGCCAACAACAUUUCUCUACUCUCUAUCAUGAUUUUAUGGAUGAAUAUCUCUCUCUCGGUCACAUGACCAAACUUGAAACUGUUGAUUCAACCUCUCAUCACUACUAUCUCCCCCAUCACGGAGUUUUGAAAGAAAGUAGUAGCUCCACAAAGCUUCGAACUGUGUUCGAUGCUAGUAGUAAGACCAGCACUGGCGUGUCUCUAAAUGACGUCUUACUUACAGGUCCCAAGCUCCAGACGAACAUUUGUGAUAUUAUGCUCCAUUUCAGGUCUUAUAACAUUGUUUUCUCUUGUGACAUUCGUCAGAUGUAUCGUCAAAUAUUAGUGCACCCAGACGAUCAAAAAUAUCAACUAAUCUUGUGGCGCAAUAACUCUUCACAGGAGCUUUCUACAUAUCAGCUGGCUACUGUAACAUAUGGGGUCAACAGCAGUCCCUAUCUCGCUAUCAGAACGCUUCAUCAACUUGCUGAAGAUGAGGGUGAGGCGUUUCCUGCUGCUGCUCAGGUUAUAACCUCCAACACCUAUGUUGAUGACAUAAUCACCGGUGCUGACACGGUUAAAGAUGCUCUACAACUUCAAGGCCAGCUAAUUAGUCUUCUGUCCCGUGGUGGAUUUGAACUCCGGAAAUGGUCAUCCAACGCUAAGGAACUCCUUCAAACUCUGCCUCAAGAACACCUAGAAUUACCAGUAUUUCUGGAACAUGUCAACGAACCUCUGUUUUCAAUAUUAGGACUACAUUGGUCACCUGUCUCUGAUUGCUUCACUUAUAAUUUAAAUUUCUCUGAUGCAGUCAAUGUGACCCCUACAAAACGCCGAGUGCUCAGCUUAAUUGCCAAAAUCUAUGAUCCUUGUGGUUUUGUCGCUCCAUGUAUCAUGGCCGCAAAGUGUUUUAUGCAACUUUUGUGGACAACAGGACUUGAUUGGGAUGAACAGCUCCCCCCUGACUUGUCUGAUAAGUGGAAUACCUUCCUCUCUCAUGUAAAUCACGUCUCUAAGAUCAAGGUUCCACGAUCUCUUAUGCUCAGCUCCUCAAAGAAAGUCGAAGUACACGGGUUCUCAGAUGCUUCGGAGAGCGGAUAUGCAGCGGUGGUGUACUUCCGCAUUCUAAUGUCAAACGACGAAGUGAUAGUUCGCCAAGUCAUGGCAAAAACUAGAGUAGCCCCCCUCAAAAGAGCGACAUUACCUCGCCUCGAACUCUGUGGUGCUCACCUCUUGGCACAGUUGGUAGCACAUGUCUGCAACGUUUUUAAAGACCACAUUUCCUCUCCUUCAAUUUACUUGUGGUGUGAUUCCACUGUCGUCCUCACGUGGUUACAAACACCCUCUUAUCGGCUCAAAACCUACGUAGCAAACCGAGUCGCCCAGACUCAGGAGCUCAUCCCUUCGCAUUGCUGGAGACACAUACAGGGGAGUGAAAAUCCAGCUGACUGCGCCUCUCGCGGCAUUCUUGCCUCUGAUCUCGUAGAUCACCCUCUUUGGUGGAAAGGACCCUCUUGGCUUCAUUUGGAUGAAGAUGCAUGGCCUAACCCCAAAUUUUCUCCUAUGGAUUUGUCUUCCACGGGUGAGGAGAAACAUACCCCCCUGACCGUACUAACAGCUGUGAAGCAAGAAGAGUGGAAUUUACUCACCCAAUUUUCUUCAUGGACACGUCUUCAAGCUGUCUUGGCCUACGUACAACGGUUCAUACACAAUGUCCGCCACGCUGACAAGCGUGUAGGACCCCUCUCAUCUGACGAACUGAAGUCAGCCUCCACCACACUCUUCAAGCUAGUCCAACUAUCCAGUUUUCAAGAAGACAUCCUCGCCUUGGAAAAGAAGAAAGAAGUAUCUUCACGUCUAAGACGUCUCUCACCCUGGCUCGAUUCCAAUGGUCUCCUGCGCGUUGGAGGACGACUAACAGCGUCAACACUAAAACAUGACUCUCGACAUCCUGUCAUAUUGCCUAAAGGACAUCACGUGGUAGACCUUCUCAUCGAUCAUUAUCACAUCAGACAUCUCCAUGCCGGAGCACAACUCACACAGGCGCUACUCACUCGAAGUGUCUGGAUUUUGUCUGCUAGAAGUGCAAUACGUUCUAGGAUCUUCAAAUGUUUGAGAUGUUUUCGGCUAAGGCCAAGAAAUUGCCCCCCUCUCAUGGGAAACCUUCCAAGUGCUCGUGUGACUGCCACGAGACCCUUUCUCAAAACAGGGAUGGAUUAUGGUGGACCAUUCACUGUGAAACUUCACAACCUUCGCUCGAUUCGGCACAUAAAGGUGUACAUAUGUAUCUUUGUUUGCUUUGCCACAAAGGCCGUCCACGUCGAGGUAGUAACAGACCUCUCAUCUGAUGCGUUCAUUGCUGCCCUAACCAGAUUCGUCUCCCGACGCGGACUUUGUUCAGACCUCUACAGCGACUGCGCCACAAAUUUUGUUGGGGCAGAUAACGCUCUAAGAAAACUUGUCAAGUCACCAAAUCAGACUCAAAUUCAAGUCUUUGCCUCUCAAAAUGGUAUAAAAUUCCAUUUCAACCCUCCUGCUGCUCCCCACCAAGGUGGUUUGUGGGAGAGCGCCAUCAAAGGCAUCAAGUAUCACCUCCGGAGAGUGAUAGGUGAUCAGGUUCUCACUCUCCCAGAAUUUAUCACCGUAGCAACUCAAGCGGAAGCCAUGAUGAAUUCUCGGCCUCUAACACCCCUCUCCAAUGAUCCCUCGGAUCUCUCUUCUCUCACACCAGGCCAUUUUCUGAUAGGCGCCCCCCUAGCUGCUGUACCUGAAGCCGAUCUCAGUGAUGCUCCUCAGAAUAGACUCAAACACUGGCACCUCGUCCAAUCAUUAAGCCAAAGCAUCUGGAAGAGAUGGCAUCUUGAAUAUCUGCACACCCUUCAGCAGAGAGAGAAGUGGCAUUCCCCAACUAAAAACCUUAAGGUCGGUGAUCUGGUCCUUAUUCAUCAGCCGACACCCCCUCUCACUUGGCCCCUUGCUCGGAUCACAGAGGUAUUCCCAGGAAAGGACAAUGUUGUUCGGGUGGUACAUCUUCAAACGGCCAACGGACAACUCACACGGCCUGUUCACAAGGUCUUCCCUCUACCAUGCAAUGAAGACUAA